CGUCUUUAUAAUGUGUUUAAUAUAAGCAACUAGACCCAUUGGAAGCGAGAGCGCAGAAUAUUUGAUGCUUGCACACAUCCCGCGUUUUCGUCUAAUCAUUUCUGUUCGUGCUCAUUUUUCUCGCGUCAGCUUUUCCGACUCAAAACUUCUAGCCGUUCUAACAUUGCUAAAAAAAGAAGGUUCAUGUGAAGGUACUAUGAAAGGAUUUCGUCCAUUAUCAUUAAUGAACAUAGACUAUAAAAUUCUAUCCAGAGUUCUUAGUUUAAGGCUUCGGAGAGUUAUUUGUAAUUUAACAAUGUUAAGAUGGCGUUGAGAAAUUUCGGUUGGAAAUGUCCUUUCUCCAUCGUUACGUUUACCAUCUUCACAUAGUGUUCGCCAAUAAAAGGGAAAAUCACUUUCCAUACGUCGACUGUGAUUCCAUCUUCACCGGGUGAUUUUCUGAGCGGCAUACUCUUGAGUGCUUCAUAACACUCAACGAUUGUUAUAUCUCUAUCUAAACUCUACUGUUCUUGAUCACUAAUUGUAGGUAGGCCAUCGAAAAGUUCACUCCAUACGUGAUUGUCUAUAGGUUUCCGACUAUAUAACUCUUGAUAGAAAGAAGUAGCGACGUCCAACAUUUCGGAUUCAGUAGUGACUCGACCUUUUGUAGGGUGAAGUAGGAAGGAAGUUUGUGAUUUAUUUGACCUAACAUUGGCUAAAGUGGAUACCCAGAGACGUAGUGCUAUAUAAUUAAUAUACUUUUAUAUCUAAUGUAAAUAACUAUAUGAAAAAUUACAAAAUUUUAAAUAAAACCAAAUUCGGAAACUCUGUUGUGGUUUUGCAGAACUUGUAUUAUAUUUAUCGCAUCUUAUAGAGGAAACAAUUCUGCCCAAGUCUGACAUACUUUCAAACCUUCCGAAUGUGUGAUUAGUGCGGCUUAAAUUCUGUAGCCUAAUAUUAUGUUUUAGUUCAUAUGAUAUUUCGACCUUACACCAGUCAUUUUCAGGCACAACUAGCAGUAAAAGCUUUCACAUAAUAUGUACAUAGAAAAUAUAAGCUGUAAUGAUUGAAUUAAUACAGUGCCAUUUCAAGAAAAAAUUUUCUUUCUACUUAUCUGGUUUUUUUCUGGCUUGUGCAUAGAUUUAACAGAAUGAUAAUUUUCUUAUCUAUCUUAUAUAGUUUUUCUCCUUUCCGUCUGCAGCACAGAAAAGAGCAAAAAACACGUACAAUGUAAAUGCAGUCCAAACGUUACCUAUUUCCUACUUUUUCAAUCUAAAAAAUUUCAUAUUUUACCGGUUUAUAUCUUCAUUUUGAACUUUUCUAAAGCAGAAUUAAAUUAUUGAAGUAAUUGAAGUACAUUUAGAGAGUAGCUAUAGAACAGUUUUAAGUCAGUGUCAAAGAGUCGCUAUUUCCUCUUAUUCUAUUGAUAGUCAUGUAACGUAGGCUUCGUUUAUUACACGGUUUUAUUAGAAAACAUGAGACAGAAGUUCUAAAAAGGCUGAAUUCGUCGUCCGUUGAUGAAGACUGAUUGGGGUAAACAUGGUACAGAAAUAUAAAGGACGGAAAGAAAAUACGGCCGGCGUCUUUUCCUUACACUAUAAAACACUUAUUCACUUCAUAUUUGUUAUCUUUAGACUGCUCACUUCCGUUUUCAUCAUUAAUGGAAAUAUCGGCAUUAGAAUCAAGUCUACCAAAUGAAUUGUAUGACUUUAUUUUUCUCUAUUUAAAAUCUAUUGAUAUUAUUUAUUCAUUUUUCAAUUUAAAUCAUCACUUUAAUAAUCUUAUUUAUCCAUUUUUAUGCGCAAUAGACUUAUCCAAUGUCGAUGAAUGUACGUUGAAGAAGUAUUGUAGAACAAUUUUACCAAAAAUUCAUCAUCAUAUCAAAGCAAUUAGAGUUGAUGAUAAGAACAUUAACGCUGUUUUUCCAUUAUUUUUAUAUUCUAAAAUAUAUCCGAAUCUUGAAUCAGUUUUUAUAACGGAAGCUAAAACGGAUGGCAAACAUUUAUUAUAUUUAAAAUUGUUUAAACAAUUAUUAAAUUUAAAAAUUUAUUUUGGUACAGAACAACAUGAUGAAAGUGUAUUAAUUGAAUCAUGUUCAAAUCUAUUUCAAACUGGUUGUGGAUUACAAACAUUAGUUUUUGAGAAUGUUUAUGUACCCAUCAAUACUCAUAUCAUUGAACGAUGUUUUUCUAUUAGAAAAUUAACAAUAAAAGUACAUUGUUGCGAUAAUGUAUAUGUUCUAUUAAACAACUUACCUUCAAUCGAAUCUGUAACUAUUGACAUACCCUAUAUUCGAGAACAAGAGCAGCAGCCAGAACAAGAACAAAAUGGCGUCCAAUUUAAUAAUAAUAAUAAAAGUGUUCCUUCAACAUUAUCAAAAUUAAGAUAUUUUGUAUUCUCUUCCAUGUCUGUUGUUAAUUAUGAUUAUUUAGAACUGUUAUUAUCUCACUGUUGCUUUAAUCUGGAACACUUAUCAUUGGUUUUAUGUAUUGAUCAAUUUAUUGAUGGUGAACGUUUCGAAAAGAAGUUAUUAUCAAAACUAACAAAAUUGGAAGUAUUUCAUUUUUGUUUUCUGAUUCCAGUUGUCGAUAACAAAUUAAACAUAGACGAUUAUAUCCAAACAUUCAAAUCGAGUUAUUGGAUUAAUAAUAAUCAUUCGAUCUUAUGUUUUAAUCAAUCGCUGCUCAAUCAGUAUUAUUGUGUAUUUUCAUUACCCUAUGUGUUCCAUACGUUCCCUUGUUUUUCAAAUGAUCUAAUUAAUUAUCGAACAAAUGUCAAUGAUGACAGUUUGUUAUACAGUAAACAAAACAGAGCGAUACAAAUUUCUUUAUAUGAUACUGUUCCGUAUACUUCAGAAUUAUUCCAGAUUAUCCAAAAAUCAUUUUUAAGAGCAAGUGAACUAAUUUUUGUGAACGCUCCUGUUCGUUGUUUAAGUGAUAAUUUACUGAAUAAUGAAUUGAUGAUGGAAAACAUUGUCUCAGUGACCUUUCUAUUCGACCAAUUAGAAUUUGAACAUUUCAGACUGCUAUUAUUAAUGACACCAAACAUUCUAAGGUUACGCAUACCACAGAGGGUAGUGUUGGAUGUAUUGAGAAAUUCAAAAGACUCUUCUUUUCAACAAUUACGAUCAAUAUGUAAUCGGAUAAGAUAUGUCGGUAUUGGGAGUCGUUCACUUGGAUUCGAUGCUUUAAUGUAUUUUCGUAUAGCACGGUUAUUUCCAAAGGCUAAGUUUUCAGGAUUGAGAUAA
Molecule: messenger RNA, 3226 nt
Organism: Didymodactylos carnosus
Lineage: Eukaryota; Metazoa; Rotifera; Eurotatoria; Philodinida; Philodinidae
Source: the annotation of a GenBank genome assembly